GUAUCAGACGAGGGUUUGUUCCGCGGUACCGGAGCUGUCAGCUCUGCCUGGUGGGUACGCAACGGGGACGUACCAAUUGCCAGCCCGUUGUCACCUCCCCUCUGUCCCCAGUUAUCCGACGCUUUGUCCACCGGCAAUAACCCCAACCCCAGUGCCCCCCCACCCCAAGGCCCUCCGGGGACCUAUCCUGGAGCCCCAGGAGCACCAGGGACCUAUCCUGGAGCAUAUCCUGGAGCACCAGGGCCGUAUCCUGGAGGACCAUCAGGACCGGGACCGUAUCCGGGAGCACCUGGAGCAUUCCCUGGAGCACCAGCAGGACCAGGGCCGUACCCUGCCCCAGGACAACCGCCCAGUGGCCCUGGAUUUGGGCCCCCUCCUCCGCAGGGGGGACCGGCUCCUCCCAUGAAAAUCCCCUUCGAGCUGCCCCUGCAGGCAGGACUCGUCCCUCGGAUGCUCAUAACCAUCACGGGGACCAUCAACCCCAACCCAGACAGGUUUUCACUGGAUUUCAAGAAAGGGAAUGACAUUGCCUUCCACUUUAAUCCCCGCUUCAAGGAAGACAACAGGAAAGUCAUCGUCUGCAAUUCAAUGUUCCAGAAUAACUGGGGAAAGGAGGACAGGACAGCUCCCAGGUUUCCAUUUGAAGCUGGAAAACCCUUCAAGCUCCAGAUCCUUUGCGAGGUGGAUCACUUCAAGGUAGCGGUCAACGACGCUCACUUGCUGCAGUACAGCUUCCGUGAGAAGAAGCUGAAUGAGAUCACCAGACUGUGCAUUGCUGGGGACAUCACCCUCACCAGCGUUACGCCGACCAUGAUUUAA
This is a messenger RNA of Balearica regulorum gibbericeps (East African grey crowned-crane), 819 nucleotides long. NCBI's taxonomy places the organism in Eukaryota, Metazoa, Chordata, Aves, Gruiformes, Gruidae. The record is from RefSeq and is a predicted model, not a curated record.